GGAAUUGGCGUUCCGGACCGAGGAGGGUCGCGGGGGACUGGAGAAGGCCGCGCGCCCGCCGCUCCUCCCACCCCCCGCCUCGGCCCCGAAGGGGGCUGCACGGGCGAUUUGGCGGCGAUGGCUCGAGCUCGGGCGGCGACGGCGGUGGCCGGAGGCGGCGGCUCCUCCUCCUCCUGGGCCUGGGCCCGGCGGUGAUCCGAGCUGGCGGCCGCGGCCCCCUGAUGAGACUGUUGGCGGGCUGGCUGUGCCUGAGCCUGGCGUCCGUGUGGCUGGCGCGGAGGAUGUGGACGCUGCGGAGCCCGCUCUCCCGCUCCCUGUACGUGAACAUGACGAGCGGCCCCGGCGGGCCAGCGGCGUCCGCGGGCGGCGGGAAGGACACGCACCAGUGGUAUGUGUGCAACAGAGAGAAGUUAUGUGAAUCACUUCAGUCUGUCUUUGUUCAGAGUUAUCUUGAUCAAGGAACACAGAUCUUCUUAAACAACAGCAUUGAGAAAUCUGGCUGGCUAUUUAUCCAACUUUAUCAUUCUUUUGUAUCAUCUGUUUUUAGCCUGUUUAUGUCUAGAACAUCUAUCAACGGGUUGCUAGGAAGAGGCUCGAUGUUUGUGUUUUCACCAGAUCAGUUUCAGAGACUGCUUAAAAUUAAUCCGGACUGGAAAACUCAUAGACUUCUUGACUUAGGUGCUGGAGAUGGAGAGGUCACAAAAAUCAUGAGUCCUCAUUUUGAAGAGAUUUAUGCUACUGAGCUCUCUGAAACGAUGAUCUGGCAGCUCCAGAAGAAGAAAUACAGAGUGCUUGGUAUAAAUGAAUGGCAGAAUACAGGGUUCCAGUAUGAUGUCAUCAGCUGCUUAAAUCUGCUGGAUCGGUGUGAUCAGCCCCUGACAUUGUUAAAAGAUAUCAGAAGUGUCUUGGAGCCCACCCAAGGCAGGGUCAUCCUUGCCUUGGUUUUGCCCUUUCAUCCCUAUGUGGAAAACGUAGGUGGCAAGUGGGAGAAACCCUCAGAAAUUUUGGAAAUCAAGGGACAGAACUGGGAAGAACAAGUGAAUAGCCUGCCUGAAGUGUUCAGGAAAGCUGGCUUUGUCAUCGAAGCUUUCACUAGACUGCCAUACCUGUGUGAAGGCGACAUGUACAAUGACUACUAUGUUCUGGACGACGCUGUCUUUGUUCUCAGACCAGUAUAAAUACGUGGAGGCCUAAGCCUUCAGAGUCUGCUCUGGAGCCUGCCCUCCAGAAGAGGGGCUGUGUCCAGUGCUGUGAGGGGACUGCCUCUGGGGGCUGCCAUUCUCAGUAUGGUGUAGGAAUUUUAAAAGCCAAAAUACUAAUUCUUUCUUUGUAGUGUGUAAAGGAGUGUUUUUAAAAACAAAACCCCAACUCUUUGUGUAUUUUUAAUCAACUCUUUACUCAGAGUCACGCUCCAAUGCAGGUCACUCUCCAAUUAUGAUGGAAGAUAUUUUUUAUACUUAAUUGCUGUAGGGACUCAUUCCCAGACAAAGCAAUAGUCAUGAUGUCAUGGAACUGAUAAAUGGAUUGUUUUUAAUAAAUCAAGAUUGGCAAUAAAACUGUCCAUUGAAUUCCAAAUAUUGGUUGUAAGCUAGAGCCACUGAUAACUCUUCAUGUUUAGAAACUCCUUCUGUUACUAUUCAAAAAAUGUUUUUAAUCAUGCUAAUAAAUGUUUUUGGAGAUGA
Messenger RNA from Phodopus roborovskii (desert hamster), 1682 nucleotides. RefSeq names its product methyltransferase like 9 (gene Mettl9). Bases 222 to 1178 code for a protein of 318 amino acids. The record is from RefSeq and is a predicted model, not a curated record. The transcript is spliced from 5 exons. Lineage: Eukaryota; Metazoa; Chordata; Mammalia; Rodentia; Cricetidae. Gene Ontology annotation, molecular function: protein-L-histidine N-pros-methyltransferase activity.